UCCCCCUUCCUGGUUUCCUUCCUUCCUCUUUCUAUCCUUCAGGUUGCGGAGGGUGAGUUGCAGGCCUAGAGCGCUCCAUGCGCCUCCAGCCCGCCUUCUCCUUCUCGCCAUUUCUCCUUCCGAGGCUCCGGGAUUCUCUACUGCCCUUUUUGUGCCAAAGAUGGAAAUGAUGGAAACGGAUAACAUACACCUAAAGCGUCCUCUUUCUGAGGAUAAAGAGGACAGUGCAGAUGAAAUUAAACGGCAGAAGGUCUCAGAAGAUGCACUGCAGGAAAAAGUGAAUUCUGACUGUAAGGCUGACGCUGCAGCAGAGGGGCCUGAGAAACCUGUUCUCGAUUCAAAAAACACAGUGGUAGUGAAUGAAGAGAGCGAAGACCAACAAGAUGAAGAAGAAAUAGAAGAAAGUGUGGGAGACGGAGAGCCAGAGAGCUUUGCGGACAUGAUGAAGCAUGGGCUGACAGAACUAGAUGUUGGCAUAACAAAAUUUGUUAGUGCUCACAAGGGCUUUUCUGGAAUAUUAAAAGAGAGAUAUUCAGAUUUUGUUGUGCAUGAAAUAGGAAAAGAUGGACAUACCAUUCAUUUAGACGACUUCUCUGUGCCGGUGGAUGAGGAGGAUCCUCCAGAAGAGAAUUUUACAGUUUUAUCAGUUGAGGACAAGCAGCGGUUAGAAGAACUGCAGCUUUUUAAAAAUAAAGAAGGCAGCGUGUCCAUUGAGGUCAUUGAAGAUACUAAAGAAAAAAGGACAGUCAUACACCAGGCUGUGAAGUCUCUGUUUCCCGGAUUAGAGACUAAAACAGAAGAUCGGGAUGGAAAAAAAUAUAUUGUUGCUUACCAUGCAGCUGGGAAAAAGGCACUGGCAAAGGUCAGAACUUCAACAGAUCCAAGAAAACAUUCUUGGCCGAAAUCUAGGGGAAGUUACUGCCACUUUGUAUUAUACAAAGAAAACAAGGAUACCAUGGAUGCUAUCAAUAUGCUGUCGAAAUUUUUAAGAGUUAAGCCAAACAUAUUUUCCUACAUGGGAACAAAAGACAAAAGAGCUAUUACUGUUCAAGAGAUUGCUGUUCUCAGAAUUACUGCACAAAGAUUAGCACACUUAAAUAAAUGCCUGAUGAAUUUCAAGCUUGGAAACUUUAGUUACAAGAACCAUCCGCUGAAGUUGGGAGAAUUGCAAGGAAAUCACUUUACUGUGGUUCUCAGAAAUAUAACAGGAACUGAUGAGCAAGUUCAGCAUGCUAUGCAGUCUCUCAAAGAAAUAGGAUUCAUUAACUACUAUGGAAUGCAAAGAUUUGGAACCACAGCUAUACCUACAUAUCAAGUUGGAAGAGCUAUUCUACAGAAUAAUUGGAAUGAAGUCAUGGAUUUAAUAUUAAAACCACGUCCGGGAGCUGAAAAAGGCUACUUAGUCAAAUGCCGAGAAGAGUGGGCAAAAACCAAAGAUCCAGCUGCAGCUCUCAGAAAACUGCCUGUGAAAAGAUGUGUGGAAGGACAGUUGCUUCGGGGACUUUCAAAGUACGGACUGAAGAAUAUAGUCUCUGCAUUUGGCAUAAUACCACGAAAUAAUCGUUUGAUGUAUAUUCAUAGCUAUCAGAGUUAUGUGUGGAAUAACAUGGUGAGCAAGCGAAUAGAAGAAUAUGGUCUUAAAGCUGUACCUGGAGAUCUUGUGCUAAAAGGAGGUACUGCUACUUAUAUUGAAGAGUCAGAGGCUGACAAUUACACCAUCCAUGAUGUUGUGAUGCCAUUGCCUGGUUUUGAUGUUAUCUAUCCAAAGCAUAAAAGUGGAGAAGCCUACAAGGAAAUAUUAGUUGCAGACAAUUUGGACAUCAAUAACAUGAAACAUAAAAUUCGAGACUAUUCAUUAUCAGGAGCCUACAGAAAAGUUAUCAUUCGCCCUCAGCAUGUGAGCUGGGAGUUGGUUGCAUAUGAUGAUCCCAAAAUUCCAUUAUUUACCACUGACUUAGACAAAAUGGAAGGAAAAACACCUGCAGCUCUUGCAACAGAAGGCAAAUACAAGGCUUUGAAGAUGGACUUCUCCCUUCCACCAUCUACUUAUGCCACAAUGGCCAUUCGAGAAGUGCUAAAGAUGGACACAAGCAUAAAAAAACAGACACAGCUAAAUACAAUAUGGCUACGCUAAUGAUCUUUUGCAUUGAUUGGAUAAAAGUUUUAACAUAAAAAUUGGGUUCUUAUUGAGUAGUCUCACCCCCCCCCCCCCGGUACUUUCUAAUUAAAAUGUAUUUUUGUACUCGCUUAACAUAUAUAAUUUGAAAUCUGUUGCAAAAUGGUGUUCGUCAAAAAUGUAAGUUUUUUGGUUUUCAAACUGUUAAAGAAAACAUGGUGCUGGAGGUAUUUGCAGAUUGCAACAUGACUGGCUUGCAGAAAAAAUUGAUGGCUUUGUCUGUGAUUUCAGGUCUUCAGAAAUAUUCAAAAUGUUUUCUCAAAUAUGGUAGUAGAUGUGUUUUCCUGAGUUUGAUACUAAAUAAAACUGAUUGCAGGCAUGCUCAGUUCGGUGAUACCAAUUAGGAUAGAGUCUUGAUGAAUCCACAUUUAUAUCUGGAGAAUAGAUAUAUUUAGCCUUAAGACUGCUGACAGGAUCUGGGUUUACAACUAUUUCCCUUGCUGUGAUGUCCAUGUCUUUGUGUAAAUAUAUGUACCUGUUUUUAUUUGGGAUGCAAUUUUAUUAAAUGGUUGUGUCUUUUCACAACCUGUUUCCACUUGUAAAACUAGAUCUGAUGAACUAGAUAUGGAUGUGUUUCCUUAAUUAUUGUUGUUCGGUUCCAACAUUCAUGGUUUGUCUGUUGCAGGCAAUGGAUAAACUAGGAAAAUCUAUAUCCUGGAAUUACAGGAUUAAAUAGCCCUUCUGAAUUUGA
Anolis sagrei ordinatus is the source of this 2867-nucleotide messenger RNA. It is a transcript of the gene PUS7, whose product is annotated as pseudouridine synthase 7. Gene Ontology annotation, biological process: pseudouridine synthesis. Gene Ontology annotation, cellular component: nucleus. Lineage: Eukaryota; Metazoa; Chordata; Lepidosauria; Squamata; Anolidae. Gene Ontology annotation, molecular function: RNA binding; pseudouridine synthase activity. The record is from RefSeq and is a predicted model, not a curated record.